Messenger RNA from Oncorhynchus gorbuscha (pink salmon), 1653 nucleotides. Its product is annotated as protein O-GlcNAcase-like. Gene Ontology annotation, molecular function: beta-N-acetylglucosaminidase activity. The record is from RefSeq and is a predicted model, not a curated record. NCBI's taxonomy places the organism in Eukaryota, Metazoa, Chordata, Actinopteri, Salmoniformes, Salmonidae. Gene Ontology annotation, biological process: glycoprotein metabolic process.
UACGUCGAUCCACGCGCAUGGUUAACUAAAACAAUAUUUUCUUCACUUUUAAUUAUGAUUCUUCCUAUGAUUGGCAUUACACUGUAAUUGUGUAAUACAACUUGUAUCGCUUUAUUUGGCGAGCUACUGAGUCUGCGCACUAGGGAGCAAUAAGGAACUCAACUAUCAUUCUAAUAAAAUCCCAUGCAGAGCUACGUGGUUGACACAAACACAACUAGGCCAUUUUGCGUGAUCGAUUGUCAUUGAGUAACUUUACUUAGCUCGAUGUGCUACUAAAGGCUUCAUCUAACGUCAGAUCAAAUCAUCUCCGGGACAGGUACACAAAUUGAAACUACCUAGAACUUGGAGAAAACCAUGCCGAAGCCGAGCGCUUCCAAGGCGACAGGGAAAACCCGCAGGUUCAUCAGUGGUGUGGUGGAAGGCUUUUACGGGCGACCAUGGACUAUGGAACAGAGGACUGAGCUUUUCCAAAGGGAGAAGAAGUGGGGUCUGAACACGUACCUCUACGCCCCUAAAGAUGACUACAAACACAGAAUGUACUGGAGGGACCUGUACUCACCUGAGGAGGCAGAGAAACUGGUUGCUCUGGUAACUGCAGCGAAGAAGAACGGGGUGGACUUCAUCUACGCCAUUUCCCCUGGACUGGACAUCACAUUCUCCAACCCCAAAGAGGUUGCCACCCUGAAGAGGAAAUUGGACCAGGUGAGUGGGUUUGGCUGCAGUUCCUUCUCCCUCCUCUUCGACGACAUCGAGACAGAGAUGUGUCCGGCGGACAAGCAGGCAUUCAGCUCGUUCGCCCACGCCCAGGUAGCUGUCACCAACGAGGUGUUCACACACCUGGGACAGCCUGACACCUUCCUCUUCUGCCCCACAGAUUACUGUGCAGCAUUCUGCACUCCUAACGUCUCCCAGUCGGCCUACCUUCACACUGUGGGAGAGAACCUCCUACCUGGGAUUGAUGUUCUCUGGACAGGACCUAAAGUGGUGUCGCACCACAUCACGGUAGAGUCCAUUGUAGAGGUGUCCUCCGUCCUGAAGAGGGCGCCGGUUAUCUGGGACAACAUCCACGCCAAUGACUACGACCCCCAGAGAAUCUUCAUGGGACCAUACAAGGAUCGUCCCACAGACCUGAUCCCCAAGCUGAGAGGGGUGCUGACCAACCCUAACUGUGAGUACCACCCUAACUUCGUGGCGAUCCACACCCUGGCGACGUGGUGCCGGUCUGAAGGAGGAAGAGUAGGAGGACAGAGAGACGUGGAGAUGAGUGGUGGUGAUGAUGAUGAUGAUGAGGCAGGCUCAGACCCCUGCUUCAGCCCCAAGAGAGCCCUCACCCUGGCCCUGACUGACUGGCUACAGGAGUUCCUCAGCACAGACCAGCCUGGAGGCCCUCGACCUCUGAACCCCACCCACCUGAAGAAAGAGUCCUCUGACGAGGAGCCCAUGCAGACUGAUGUGGGAGACCCCGUGUACGUGCCAGGUUCUGGGGACAACCCCCUGUUCACUGCAGAACCCCUGACCCUGGACGAUCUCCAGCUUCUCUCAGAACUGUUCUACCUGCCGUAUGAACACGGUUCUACUGCUAGAACCAUGCUGACGGAACUGGACUGGCUGAAAGCACACAGAGAAGCAGUGGGAGAUGCAGAGACUGAGCUG